This is a messenger RNA of Octodon degus (degu), 1835 nucleotides long. Its product is annotated as liver carboxylesterase 1-like. The coding region runs from base 10 to 1647 and encodes 545 amino acids. Gene Ontology annotation, molecular function: carboxylic ester hydrolase activity. Gene Ontology annotation, cellular component: endoplasmic reticulum; lipid droplet. Gene Ontology annotation, biological process: lipid catabolic process. The transcript has 12 exons. NCBI's taxonomy places the organism in Eukaryota, Metazoa, Chordata, Mammalia, Rodentia, Octodontidae. The record is from RefSeq and is a predicted model, not a curated record.
GACAGAACUAUGUAUUUUUGUCGAACACCAGAGAGACUUCACUGGCUCAGGAGCUGCUAUCCUUCCAUAAUGUGGCUUUACUCAGUGCUAACAGCGUCUCUUGUUGCUUCCAUAGUCUGUGUGGAACACCUACCUUCACCACCUGUGGUUGAUACAGUACAUGGCAAAGUCCUGGGAAAAUAUGUCAGCCUGGAAGGAUUUGAACAGCCUGUGGCCAUCUUCCUGGGAGUCCCUUUUGCCAAGCCCCCCCUGGGAUCACUGAGGUUUGCACCUCCUCAGACUGUGGAACCAUGGGAUGAUGUGAAGAACACUACCUCUUACCCUCCUAUGUGCUCUCAAGAUAUAGCAGCAGGAAAGAAACUGUCAGAGAUAACUACAAACAGGAAGGAGAAAAUUCCUCUUACGUUUUCUGAAGAUUGUUUGUAUCUAAACAUUUAUACUCCUGCCGACUUGACGAAGAACAGCAGCUUGCCGGUGAUGGUGUGGAUCCAUGGAGGUGGUCUGUGGAUUGGCGGGGCAUCCACCUAUGAUGGACUGGUCCUUUCUUCCCAUGAGAAGGUGGUGGUAGUGAUCAUUCAGUAUCGCUUGGGCAUGUGGGGAUUCUUGAGCACAGGGGAUGAACACAGCCGAGGGAACUGGGGUUUUUUGGACCAGGUGGCUGCACUGCACUGGGUCCAGGACAACAUUGCCAACUUUGGAGGAAACCCAGGUUCUGUGACCAUCUUUGGAGGAUCAUCAGGAAGUUCAAGUGUUUCUCUUCUUGUGUUAUCUCCCUUGGCUAAGAACCUCUUCCACAGGGCCAUUUCUGAGAGUGGUGUGGCCCUCAGUUUCCAUGUAGUUAGGAACAAUAUCAAGGCCAAAGCUGAGAAAAUUGCAGCUGCAGCUGGGUGUGAAUCCAACAGAUCUGAUGUCAUUAUUCAUUGUCUGCGCCAGAAGACAGAGGAUGAGCUCUUAGAGAUAAGCCAGAAAAUACACUAUUCACCUAUGACCAUUGUGGUUGAUGGAGUGCUGCUGCCCAAGGCACCAAAAGACAUUCUGGCUGAAAAGAAUUUCAGUACUGUGCCCUACAUUGUGGGAAUUAACAAGCAAGACUUUGGCUGGAUCCUUCCAAAGAACAUCUCAGAGGAUACCAUGAUGGUGAUGUUUGAGAUGUACUUAGGAGGGACAAGUGACUUUGCCAAAGAGCAUGAACACUUAAUGGAGUUGGUUGCAGAUCGGAUUUUUGGUGUUCCAUCUGUGAUUACUGCCCGUGGACACAGAGAUGCUGGAGCCCCCACCUACAUGUAUGAGUUCCAAUAUCGCCCAAGCUUCUCAUCACCCUUAAAAGAUACCAGUGUUGUAGGAGACCAUGGCGAUGAGAUUUUCUCAGUACUUGGUGCACCAUUUUUGAAAGAGGGUGCAUCAGAAGAAGAGAUCAAUCUCAGCAAGAUGGUGAUGAAAUUCUGGGCCAACUUUGCUCGGAAUGGGAAUCCCAAUGGGGAAGGACUUCCCCACUGGCCAAAAUAUGAUCAAGAUGAAGGGUAUCUGCAGAUUGGAGCUACUACCAAGGCUGCCCAGGGGCUGAAAACCAAGGAAGUGGCUUUAUGGACUAAGCUCUAUGCUCAGAAGGCAGCAGAGAAGCCAUCUCAGACAACAAGCACAAAAUAGUGAAUGAGAACAUCAGCCAGGCUUGGAAGCCUGGAGAAGCCAACAUAGACAUAUUCUACAACAGGGCUUUCUUCUGCCACAGAGGCAUCUUUUUGUGGAGGACAGAGAAUUUUGUGGUGGGAGUGUGCAAGGGUGAAGGAGGGGAAUGUAUAUCUUGGUCAGGAGAAUAAAUGUUUGUUUGGAAACCA